AUGAAACGAGUUUUUAUGUUGAAUUGCUUUGCAAUCCCGAUAUGCCCUUAUAGCACACAAUGUAAUAGCGUCGCAUUAUGGCAAAUUAAUUUUGACUUUAACAUAUUUUUUGUAGGAUAUAUGUAA
Molecule: messenger RNA, 126 nt
Organism: Dentiscutata heterogama
Lineage: Eukaryota; Fungi; Glomeromycota; Glomeromycetes; Diversisporales; Gigasporaceae
Source: the annotation of a GenBank genome assembly